GCAGCAGCGGCGGCGGAGGCGGAGGCGGAGGCGGAGGCGCCCGGUCCCGGCCGCGCGGAGCGGACAUGUGCAGGCUGGGCUAGGAGCCGCCGCCUCCCCCCCGCCCAGCGAUGUAUUCAGCGCCCUCCGCCUGCACUUGCCUGUGUUUACACUUCCUGCUGCUGUGCUUCCAGGUACAGGUGCUGGUGGCCGAGGAGAACGUGGACUUCCGCAUCCACGUGGAGAACCAGACGCGGGCCCGGGACGACGUGAGCCGUAAGCAGCUGCGGCUGUACCAGCUCUACAGCAGGACGAGCGGCAAGCACAUCCAGGUGCUGGGCCGCAGGAUCAGCGCGCGUGGCGAGGACGGCGACAAGUAUGCCCAGCUCCUAGUGGAGACGGACACCUUCGGUAGCCAAGUGCGGAUCAAGGGCAAGGAGACGGAGUUCUACCUGUGCAUGAACCGCAAAGGCAAGCUCGUGGGGAAGCCUGAUGGCACCAGCAAGGAGUGUGUGUUCAUCGAGAAGGUGCUGGAGAACAACUACACGGCUCUGAUGUCUGCCAAGUACUCUGGCUGGUAUGUGGGCUUCACAAAGAAGGGGCGGCCUCGCAAGGGCCCCAAGACCCGGGAGAACCAGCAGGAUGUGCACUUCAUGAAGCGCUACCCCAAGGGGCAGGCAGAGCUGCAGAAGCCCUUCAAGUACACGACGGUGACCAAGCGGUCUCGGAGGAUCCGCCCCACACACCCUGGCUAGGCCGAGGCCUGAGGCCCCCCGGACCCACUCACACUCCCCGAGAACGGCAUCAGAGGAAUAUUUUUACACGAAAAAUAAGGAAGAAGCUCUAUUUUUGUACAUUUGUGUUUAAAAGAAGACAAAAAAAAAAAAAAACUGAACCAAAACUCUUGGGGGGAGGGGCGAUGGGAUUUUACUGUUGACUUGAAACCCCCGGUGACAAGACUCACGCAGAGGACUGCUGUCAGCCCACGGGUGCCUGCCCCUCUCGCUGCAGGAGUGCAGCUCUAACUUGUCCCCAGAGGACUCAACGAGGGAGCCGACACUCCGAGAAACCAAAGUUCUUUUUCCCAAAGGUUCUGAAAGCAAAGAAAGAAGGAAAAGAAUAAAGAAAAAAAAAAAAAAAGAGAGAAAGUAGGGCCCCUUCCCACAACGUCCCCAUGUCCCCAGCCCAGCCCUGCCCAGACUCAACAAAAAUCGCUCUCUGGUUUGCAGUCAGUUAUUUAUUGUCUGCUGUCCCGAGACACCGCGCAGGGGAGGCGCCCAGCGCUCCGCGCCCGACUCCGACGACAGACGGCCUCGUCCAGCCGCGGCGCCCUGCGCGUGCGCGGUGCUGGAGGACGCUGCUGUGGACCUUCUCGCUCACGUGACUAGUACACCAAUGAUAAGGGGAUACUUUAAAACCAGCUAUAUUAUAUAUAUAUUAUAUAUAUAAGCUAUUUAUUUCACCUCUCUGUAUAUUGCAGUUUCAUGAACAAGUAUUACUGCCUCAACAAUUAAAAACAACCGACAAAUUAUUUAAAAAUC
Messenger RNA from Marmota monax (woodchuck), 1520 nucleotides. It is a transcript of the gene Fgf18, whose product is annotated as fibroblast growth factor 18. Gene Ontology annotation, cellular component: cytoplasm. Gene Ontology annotation, biological process: positive regulation of gene expression; positive regulation of protein phosphorylation; fibroblast growth factor receptor signaling pathway. Bases 111 to 734 code for a protein of 207 amino acids. The transcript has 5 exons. Gene Ontology annotation, molecular function: type 2 fibroblast growth factor receptor binding; type 1 fibroblast growth factor receptor binding; growth factor activity. The record is from RefSeq and is a predicted model, not a curated record. NCBI's taxonomy places the organism in Eukaryota, Metazoa, Chordata, Mammalia, Rodentia, Sciuridae.